CGUUUUUUCUUUUAGAGGUUGUAUGAGGCAACACUUUAAAAUGAAUUUGAUUUGAAAGUGUCUAUGGAAAUAUUUUCUGAUCCUUUUCAACACGAGUUUCGAAAUAAAAAAAAAAUAUGAAGUGAAAUAUUAUUCUAUGGGUUUGAUUUCAUUGAACACUGUAGCAAAGAUAAGCUACAAUGAACAUGGGAGCAAAUGGAACCGAUGUGGCCGGGGAGGUAGCCCUCAUAGCUGAUGAACUGAGCCGUGCUGUGGAGCUGACUCUUAACCCUACUAUUGCACACGAAGCAAGAAAUCAGGCUUAUAAUGCUUGUGAAAGUUUUAAAGAAAAUUCUCCAUGGUGUGCACAAGCUGGGUUGCUGUUGGCGAGUACAGCUCACUACUCUCCUGUAGUUAAGCAUUUUGGUCUGCAGCUUAUGGAACACACAGUUAAAUAUAGAUGGACACAAAUAACUCAAGCUGAGAAGCUGUUUAUUAAGGAAAAUGCCAUGAAAUUGUUAUACAUGGGGGGAUGGGAGACUGGGCACUUGAAUGAUGCCUUGGCUCGUGUGAUUGUUGAAAUGAUUAAGCGAGAGUGGCCUCAGCAGUGGCCUACAUUGUUGGCUGAGCUUAGUGAUGCCUGUUCUAGGGGACAUUUGCACACUCAAAUUGUGCUUCAUGUGUUUCUUAGACUUGUUGAAGAUGUAGCUACUUUACAAACAUUGGAGCAGCAUCAACGGCGGAAAGACAUCUACCAAGCACUCACUAGUAAUAUGGCAGAGAUAUUUGCCUUUUUUAUGCGUCUCAUAGAGUUACAUGUGCAGGAAUUUAGAGAGAAAACAGCUGCUGGGGAUUAUAAUGCUGCGGCAAGCAAUGGUCGAGUUGUACAGGUGGUCCUGCUAACCUUGACAGGAUUUGUGGAAUGGGUUUCUACAAAUCAUGUAGUGACCAAUAAUGGUCGUCUACUACAAAUACUCUGCAUUUUGUUGCAAGAUGAUGUGUUUCAAUUGCCAGCUGCUGAAUGCUUGCUACAAAUUGUUAAUAGGAAAGGCUCUACAAAAGAACGCAAACCACUUAUGAUAUUAUUCAGUGAAGACGCAAUCUCAUGCAUCCAUCGUGCUGCUGUCUCAAGUAUUUCUGCAAUGGAUGAAAACCACUACCUGUUUUUGAAAAAACUUUCACAGGUGCUGGCGGGGCUGGCCCAGCAGCUGACGUCGCUGUGGAACUUCGCGAGCAGCCCCGAGCGCUGGCUGCCCGUGCUGCUGGAGAGCGCGCUGCUGCUGACGUCGCACGCGUCGCUGACGCUCGCGCACACGGCCAACUCGCUGUGGCUGGCGUUCCUCAAGCACGAGCAGAUCUCGCGCCUGCCGCACGUGCUGCAGGUGCUGCCGCGCUGGCUGCACGCCGCUGCGCCCAAAGUUCUCAAGGUAACAUAUCCAUCAUCGCGUGUAAGUGGUUCUAACGACGCAGUGUCAUAUGCUUGUAUGGAUUACGACAGUGAACAAGAAUUCGCCAUUUUCUUCAGUCGUUGUCGAACUGAAAUUUUAGAGAGCUUUAGGUACUGUAUGGUAGCAGCACCAUUAGUGACUUGGUCGUAUGUAGAACAGUGGACCCAAACGGCGCUGGACAAAUUGGAUUCAGCUCCUCCGACCAUGGACGUCACGCACCCAUUACAUGUAGAGUGGGAAGCACUUGCACAGGUACUGGACGUGGUACUGUCCCGGCUGCUGCAAGCGGAUCCGCGGCCCAACGUGGCGGAGGGGCUGCGGCUGCUGCAGCGCUGCGUGGCGUGCGAGCCGCGCGCGCCGCUGCUGCUCUCGCUGCUGCUCUCCUUCAUAUCCGCGCUCUUCGUAUUCCUCAGCUGCGCGUACAGCCAGCUCGCCGGGCCAAGCGUGGGUUGUGCGGGCGCAGAGCUACUGCCGCGCGUGCUGGACAAGAUCUUCGCGGCGCUGGUGUACGAGGGCGCGCCGCCCGAGGGCCGCGGCGCGCGCGCAGUCAAGAACGUGCGCCGGCACGCCGCCGGCCUGCUCGUUAAGCUCGGCUCUAAGUACCCGCUGCUGCUGCUGCCGGUGUUCCCGCGGCUGCACGAGAUGUGCCGCGCGGCGCUGGCGCGGCCCGACCUCAGCGCCGUGGAGAGCGUCACGCUGCAGGAGGCGCUGCUGCUCGUCUCCAACCACCUCUGCUGCUACGAGCGCCAGAGCGCACUCGUCGCGCAGGUGUUGGGCGAUUGCAGCGCGCGCUGGGCGGCGCUGUCGGCGCACCUCACCAGUGCGGAAGCGCUAGCCCGGCUCAUCGGGCUGGACGCGCCGCCCACGGACGCGGACGAGGAGCGCGGCCGGGCGCGCCGCACGCUGCUGCACGCGCUGUCCCUCGCGCUCGGCGUCGUCAAGCGCACGUGCGUCCCGGCCGACCCGGACAAGGCGGCCCGCGGCGGGUUCGGAGCCGGGCUCACGCCGGCCGGCAACCCGGUGUGGCGCAACCCGGCCGCCGCACACGUGCUGCCGCUGUUCCCGCACGCGCUGGCGCUGGGCCGCGCGUUGCACGAGCUGCACGCGCCGCACGCCGCGGCGCUGCGCCACCCCGCGCACGCGCGCGCGCUGCAGCCGCCGCCGGCCGAGCGCAGGAACCUGCUGGGCAUGCGCGACGACACCCCGCUGGCGCCGCUCUCGGUGCCGCAGGCUACAACCCCACAGGAUAGAAUGCAAAACUUCCUGCACACAUUGCAUGAUAAUGUGUGCCAGCUGGUGGGCGCGGCGGCGGCGUCGCUGGGCCGCGAGCUGUACGGCGCGGGCGGGCUGGCACGCGCGGUGUGCGGCGCGCUGCUGGCGGCGCCGGCGCGGCUGCCCGACCACUGGCUGCGCCGCGUGCUGCGCGCCGCGCUGCGCCCGCUGCUGCUGCACUGCCCGCCCGCGCACUACGCGGACGUCGCGCUGCCGCUGUUGCAGCACACCGCGCCGCUCAUGGUUGUACAUUUAACACAACGUUGGGACUAUGUGACGUCGCUGUACGAGUCUGGUAAACUUGAAGAAGAGAGUGGAAGUGAAUCGCAAGAAGUUUUAGAAGAUAUGCUAGUCCGUCACCUUACUAGGGAAUAUUUAGAAGUAUUAAAGGUGUCGCUAGUGGAAGGGGGAGUGGCGUGCGAAGCGAGCGUGGACAUGGACGAGGACAGCAUGGGCGGCGGCGCGGGGGGCGCGGGGGGCGGCGCGGGCGGGGCGGCCGCGCGCGCGCCCGAGCACGUGUCCGAGCUGGGCGCGCUGCUGCUCGCCGACCCCGUGGCGGGGCCCGCGCUCUUGCACACGAUCCUCCGCGCCCUCACGUGGAACGACUCGACGUCGUCGCUGCGCGCCUGCGCGCUGGCGCUGCCGGCGCUGCGCGCGGCGCUGGGCGCCGACGGCGUGAGCGCGGCCGAGGCCAACGGCGCGCUGGCCGCCGUGCUGCACGCGCUGCGCCUGCACGGCCAGCACGAGGCCAACCAGGCCGCGCUGCUCACGCUCGCCGUGCAGGCGUACGAGACGCUCCGGCCGCGGUUCCCGGGCGUGGCGAGCGUGCUGGGCGCGAUCCCGGACGUGGACGCGCACGACCUGCGGCGCCUCGACGAGAAGCUCGCCGCGCACCCCGCGCGCCCCGCCAAGAUCGACAAGAGCAAGAAGGAGCUGUUCAAGAAGAUCGCCUCCAGGGUGAUCGGCCGCAACGUGGGGCAACUCUUCAAAAAGGAGGUGUUCAUAUUGGACCUGCCGACGAUGCACGCGCCCAAGGAGAAGCGCACCGUGGACGGCACGGAGGGCGGGCUCGAGCAGCUGUUCGCGAACGCGCCCACAUAGCGCGCCCGCACGUGCGAACGCGACCACGGUGCGCUCGCUACUGACGCAUUUGGCUUGUUGAUUGGUUGUCUAUUGUCUAUUGUCUAUGCUUGUCUGUAUAUUGUCUAUAAAGAUGUGUGGCAUGGGGUUAGUGCGGGUUGCGCGAAAGACGGUUCAUUGAUUUAUAAAAGUCGGGCAUGUGAUUUCGUCCGCGUUAUAUGUGAUAAAUUUUCUACAUUGUUGCGCUAUAAGUUCGUCUUCCAUCCAGUUGAACCCGCAAACAUCAUAAGCCGUUCCAAAGAUUACGUGACAAACAGAAAGCCUUGCAUAUGCAGUUAAUAGAUAUACAUGAUAUUGUGUUUAUUUUUACAUGAAUUACUAUAAAUUUCCCCCCAUUGCCAUAAAAAAAUUUAGGGGAUGUUGAGAUGCCAAUUUGGGGUUUAUAGUUAGUUUUACAGAAUAUAAGUUGCAUUAAUGUCUAGGACCAAAUUAACAUAUUUAGUUGAUGGGCAUGUAUGAUGCAUGACAUAUUAUGGAUAUAUGAAUAGAGCAGUUAAAAAUAGCGGUAAUUUCAAUCUGUAAAUUCAAGAUUUGUUUUUAAGAAUAUCCACAACAGAAAACUUGUUGGUUCUUUUGAAAUAAUUAUACAACUGUUUGGAACAGAACUGUUGUUGAUGGAACCUAAACUUAGGAGAUGCUGUGUAAAGCCUUUAUGUGUAGAUUGUACAAAUGUACUUACGUUUAUUUAUGUUUUGUCAUACACAUGUAUACUUGAAAAUAAAAACAAUACUUUAAGAAAAUGAUUGAAAUUGUCGUGAGAGUGGAACGUAGGACGUAUUACAUUAAGCCAAAUGCGUGGUGGUGAGGCAUCGCGGUGUAAAGUAUUAAAUACGAUAAAAGAGCGCAACUAUUUAUUACGGUCGUGUAUAUUUUGUUGGCAAAAAUGUUAAUAGAUGUCUGAAAGUUUGUAAAUGUGUUGUAUAAUGACGAAUUGCUGUAGUGGAAUUGAAGGAUUUUGAUUUGCGAGUUAUAAGAAACGUGUGUUAUAUUUUUUUAUAUUAUUCCAUCAAAAGUUUCAUUGUUCUUUUCAUUUCGACACCGAGUGCGAUAUUAUUUUUAAAUUUGUUUUAAGUUUUAUGGAAUCUAUUUUGUUUAUUAAAAAGGAACAAAUAAUUUCGUAUCAUGGAGCUAAUCGCAUAUAAUAUUUUUAUUUAUUGAAUUUUUUAAAUCAAACCCUUGAGUUUAUUAUUCAUGUCAAGCUGUGCAUCAGCCAUCCGUGAUUUUUAUCAAUAAAAUGUUCCUAUUUAGUAACAAUAACAUUUUAGUCAUAAUUAUUAUGUAUGUAACUGUAUGGUAUCCAUUAGCUUGAUUAAGGUCUCAGAUCUACAUUUACACUAACAUACUUUGAUGUUAGAAACUUUUGUGUUAUAUAUAUUUUCAUUUGUAUAUUAAGAGAAAAGGGAAAAGCCUGAAGCCAGUAUUCCUGGGAAGAUUAAAAACUAUAUAUGUUGGGUCCAGGACUGUUGAAGAAAUGCUUUGGUUAAAUCAGAAAGUAUAUAUUUUUUGUAAACAUGAUACAAUCAGCUUCUAGUAACGAAGUUCGUUUCAAUAGUGCCUUUUCAAUAGUACAGACGAUAAGAAAUUGUCUCUUAUGGCAUCGUGAGAAACACAAAGACUGACUAACGACCUAAAUGCGCUUAAUCCAUAUGAAUUCGUUACUCAUCACAGCGUUAAGGAUUCAUUUGAAAUUUAUGUAAUUUUGUGUACAGUAAUCGUGUGUUGUAAAUAAAUAGAGGUGAUGUGUCGCGUUCGCAUGGAGCCCGGGAUUACGGCCAUAUCGUACUCGCAAUGCUAAACAUUCUUAUGUGAAUAACCGUUUAUAUGUUAUUUAAAUAUAUUAUUAAACAGCC
This is a messenger RNA of Zerene cesonia (dogface butterfly), 5689 nucleotides long. RefSeq names its product exportin-5 (gene Ranbp21). Lineage: Eukaryota; Metazoa; Arthropoda; Insecta; Lepidoptera; Pieridae. Gene Ontology annotation, biological process: protein export from nucleus; RNA export from nucleus. Gene Ontology annotation, cellular component: cytoplasm; RNA nuclear export complex; nucleus. The transcript has 21 exons. Gene Ontology annotation, molecular function: small GTPase binding; nuclear export signal receptor activity; RNA binding. The record is from RefSeq and is a predicted model, not a curated record. Bases 180 to 3800 code for a protein of 1206 amino acids.